Messenger RNA from Pteronotus mesoamericanus, 536 nucleotides. RefSeq names its product vasoactive intestinal peptide (gene VIP). Bases 1 to 513 code for a protein of 170 amino acids. The transcript has 5 exons. Gene Ontology annotation, molecular function: peptide hormone receptor binding; neuropeptide hormone activity. Lineage: Eukaryota; Metazoa; Chordata; Mammalia; Chiroptera; Mormoopidae. Gene Ontology annotation, biological process: positive regulation of epinephrine secretion; adenylate cyclase-activating G protein-coupled receptor signaling pathway; negative regulation of smooth muscle cell proliferation. The record is from RefSeq and is a predicted model, not a curated record. Gene Ontology annotation, cellular component: extracellular region; neuron projection.
AUGGAAACCCAGAGGAACUGCCGGCUGCUCCUGCUCCUGCUCCUUUGCAGUGGGCUCUUCUCACGGACAGUGGCGCGGGCUCCCCACGCAGCCCCUUCUGCUCUGGGGUUGGGUGACAGAUUGCCCUAUGAAGGAGCAGAUGAACCUGAUCAGGCUUCAUUAAAAGCAGACACUGACAUCUUGCAAAAUGCAUUAGCUGAAAAUGACACACCCUAUUAUGAUGCAUCCAGGAAUGCCAAACAUGCUGAUGCAGUUUUCACCAAUGACUAUAGCAGACUCUUGGGUCAACUUUCUGCCAAAAAAUACCUUGAGUCUCUUAUUGGAAAACGAGUUAGCAAUGACUUCUUUGAAGACCAGGGACCAAUCAAACGCCACUCCGAUGCAGUCUUCACUGACAACUAUACCCGCCUUCGAAAACAAAUGGCGGUGAAGAAAUACUUGAACUCAAUUCUGAAUGGAAAGAGGAGCAUUGAGGGGGAAUCUCCUGACUUUCUUGAAGAGCUAGAAAAAUGAUGAAAAGGAUCUUUGAAUAAAGG